Phytophthora infestans T30-4 is the source of this 1907-nucleotide messenger RNA. Its product is annotated as peptidase, putative. The transcript is spliced from 3 exons. Gene Ontology annotation, molecular function: cysteine-type exopeptidase activity; dipeptidase activity. Bases 99 to 1907 code for a protein of 602 amino acids. Gene Ontology annotation, biological process: proteolysis. NCBI's taxonomy places the organism in Eukaryota, Oomycota, Peronosporomycetes, Peronosporales, Peronosporaceae. The record is from RefSeq and is a predicted model, not a curated record.
CGACCGGUGAAUGCAAAAAGGAUCGCCGGCACCACUUCAAGUUUCUCAUUCCCCGCAGCACAAGGCCAUUGAUUUAAUCUUUACGUCGACGAGUCAUCAUGUACCUGCUCCUACUUAUGUUGCUACCGCUGGCGAGAGCGUGCACGAUGAUCGCGGUGGGGCGGAACGCAACUGUUGACGGUUCAACUUUGGUGGCUCACACCGAUGACGCGGGCUUCGGCGCCGCCGACCUGCGGAUGGUGCGUGUACCAGCCCAGAGCCACGAGGAAGGAGCGAUGCGGCACGUCUACAAUGUGCAGCCAGGCUACCCACGCCUUGUAUCGAGUCAGCGAGGGCCCGAGUACGAACCCAAGAGUGACCAGGAGCAGCUCAUGACGCCUCUCGGUGAGAUCCCAGAGGUACCACACACCUACGGCUACUUCGACCAGGACUACGGCUUCAUGAACGAAGUGCAGCUCAGUAUUGGAGAGAGUACAAGCGGAGCCAGGACAGCUGGCUGGCCCACAGACGCGGGUCCGCACGGAUACAACAUGUUCGGCAUCGGAGAGCUAACCAAAGUUGCUUUGGAGCGCUGCGACUCGGCUCGUUGUGCAAUCCAGUUGAUGGGCGAUCUGGCCGUCCAUGCAGCGGAGACACUGGGCAUUGCUGAUCGAUACGGAGAAGUGUGGGUUUUCCACGUCUUGACGGGUCCGCAGAACGCUAGCGCUGUAUGGGCAGCCCAACGCGUGCAUGAUAAUCACCUAGUCGUGGUGGCUAAUGGCUUCGUGAUCCGUGAAAUGGAUCUGGAUGAUCCAGAGCGCUUCAUGGCGUCUGGCAAUGUGUUUUCUUUCGCUAAAGAGAUGGGGUGGUGGGACCCCGAGCAAGGCAAAUUCGACUUCACCGCUGCAUACGCCUCCCAAACGCCAGAUCCCGUGCGCGCGCUGUAUAUGGGUCGUCGUAUUUGGCGUGUGUUUGAUCUCGUGGCGCCGUCCUUGCAGCUAGACUCUCGACUUGGACACUACCCCAAAUAUCCGACAUAUCCGUUCUCAGUUGAACCAGACCGUAACCUCGACGUAGCGGACGUGACGCAUUUACUGCGUGACUAUUAUCAAGGCACGUCAUACGACUUGACCAAAGGAUUAGCGGCAGGACCGUUCGGAAACCCAAUGCGGUGGGGAGGCGAUGAAAAAGGUGUCGUAGGAGGUUGGGAACGACCCAUUUCCAUGUAUCGCACAGUGUUCAGUUUCGUUCUGCAAGCGCGUGCUCACCUUCCGGAUGAGGUUGGUGGUGUGGCCUGGUACGGACAGAGUUCACCGCAUGCCUCGGUAUAUGUGCCGUUCUCGUGUGCGCAGCAAGAAGUUCCGUCCGCAUACGUCCUCGGCAAGGAAAGCGAGUUUACACACAAGUCCGCUUGGUGGGCUUUUGCCUUCGUUAACAACUGGAGCAUGUUGCGCUUUGAUGCCAUUAGCAGGGACAUCCGAGCUCGCUUGACUGAGUUGCAAAAAGCUUGCUUCACUGAGCGGAAAACGAUGGAGCGUCAUGUUACCGACACAAAGGAUUUGACGCCAGCGGACGUACGCGCGUAUCUACAAGAGCAAUCAAAUCGAUUGGCUUCACGAGUCGUUGACGAGUGGUGGGCGUUUGCAUGGAAACUUGUGGGCAAAUACGCAGACGGCUACAUCACCACGGGCGAAGCUCCUGAGGAAAUGAAGAUGCCUGGUUAUCCAGAAUGGUGGCUCAGACUCAGCGAGUUCUCCAAGUGGCCAGGCGACACGUUGGUGCCCCCACACAUCCCAAAGCUGAAAAAACAGUUUGAGCUGUUUGAAAGUCGGCAGAAUGUCACUGUCAUCGGGGCCGUUGUCGGUGCUUCCGCUACUUGGUUCGCUGUCCAGCAUCAUCAGCGAUCCAGGUACCAGUCCAUUCCUUAG